CCUCCGGGGNCGGAGGCCGCAGGCUGCCCCGAGGGCGGCCCGGCCCCGGCCGACAGCGCGGCCCGGCCGAGCGGGCACUCCUGCAGCAACCCGGAGAUCUCCUGGGCGCUCCCCGACACAAGCCACGUCAGCCACGACGAUCUGACAAGCCAGGUGGGAGAAGUACUCCUCUAUUACUGUUACUGUGAGGUGAGGGAUCCAGAGAAACUCUGUGCUUGGCAAAAGGCUUUGUGUCAGCAUCUACAUCUCACUGGCAAGGUACGAGUUGCUUCAGAAGGGAUUAAUGGGACAGUUGGUGGAAGCAAAGUAGCUACCAGUCUCUACAUUACAGUUAUGCUUUCCCAGCCGCUGUUCAAAAAUAUUUUGUGUCAAGAGGAUUUCAAGAGCAGUGCAGGAGGAGCUCACUGUUUCCCAGACCUUCGAGUUGGAGUAUUCAAAGAAAUUGUACCUAUGGGCAUUGAUCCAAAGAUAGUGUCUUAUAAGGAAACUGGAAUCCAUUUAUCCCCUCAGGAAUUUCAUAGAGAAGUAGAACAGUAUUUGUCUCAGGCCACUCAAGGACAAAGCGAUACCAUCUUGCUGGACUGUAGGAACUUCUAUGAAAGUAAAAUAGGACAUUUCCAGGGCUGUCUGGCUCCAGAUAUCAGGAAGUUCAGCUAUUUUCCAAGCUAUGUAGAUGAAAACCUGGAGCUUUUUAAAGAUAAGCGUGUACUGAUGUACUGCACAGGAGGGAUUCGUUGUGAAAGAGGCUCUGCUUACCUCAGGAGCAAGGCAGUGUGCAGAGAGGUUUACCAGCUAAAAGGUGGAAUUCACAAGUACCUAGAAGAGUUUCCAGAUGGAUUCUACAGGGGGAAGCUGUUUGUAUUUGAUGAUCGUUACGCCAUUUGUUCCAAUGAAGAUAUCAUCUCAGCAUGCAGAUACUGUGGGGUGCUGUGGGACCAAUAUAAACUUUGUUCCAGUCAGCACUGCCGGCAGCUUGUCCUGACAUGUCCAAGUUGUUCCAACAAAGGUCUUACAGCUUGCUGUCCUGUUUGUCAAGAGAAGGAGCUCAAGGUGACUUCAAGGGCUUCAGGACAGACACUUAAGGAGGAAUGUGAUUGCACAAGGAGACGACCAAGGGUACCAAUUGAACAUGUCUCGCCAAGGAUGCUGGGCACAGGAAAAGAUUAAGCUGUUUCAUUGGUUAAUCUGGCAUGUGCUCAUGUGAAGGGCUUCUGUAACAAGAUUCUAUCUGUUAAUCAGUUAGGUUUGGAAAUUAUGAAAAUAUGUUGGCUUGGAAAGUCUUGUUCAUAUGCUGCCUUUAAACAUAGAAUAUGCCCUGAAAACCAUCCAUUACUUGCCUGUAAAUUACCAGAGUGCCCAAUCCAUCACCAGCACUACAGGAUUCCUCUCUCUGGGUACAGUCUUGUAGUGCGGCCUUUACCAUGGGGAUUUUGGAGCAGAGUAUCUGCAAUGUGACAGAGCUGCUCACAAUUCAAAAGAAACUGAAGGAAAUCAAGAGCAAUUCAGUUUUUUCUUCCUGCAUGGAGAUCAACCUGUCUGACCUCUCCAAGGAUCAUGCAUCUGCUUCAAUAGCUUGUAGUGAGGUGUGCAAACAGAUUUACCAAUUUGGUGUGGGUAUGUGACCAGAUUAGAUGCUGAAGAUAUAUUCCACAUGCACACCAUCGACCUGCAUCUCUUGCUUUAUACCAGUGAGAAGCAAGGCAAAAUUACCUGAAAUUACUGACUUAACUCUCCUGUAAAACUGGCUGAAGGCAGCAUAAGGAGCUGGAGCAAAGGCCCAGAGAUACUGUUUGCCCAGCCAUACUUGUGUGACCUGUAGGAUGAACAGCAAACCCAAUCUUCUUUGCAGUGCUCAGUCUCCCUGGGAACUGUUUUUUCCCCUGAACUUGUCAAUGUAUGAAAUAUGCAGGGCUCAGCUCUGCUUGCACUAAAAAAACCUGACAGCUUGAAGCACGUUGAAACAAGCACACAAAGAGGGGAGCACAGAGACUGCCAAAAUACCAGCAUCAUGGCACUGGAAGUGAUGCAUGUGUGCAUAAAUGUCAGCAACAGCUAUGAGAAGACUGCAAGAUCCUUUAUCCAAGUUAAAUAAUACAAGUUUUGGGGAGCAUUUUUGCUUUUUAAACAAGCUUUUUAAAAGCUACAAGAUGUUUAUGCAAUUUCCAGCACUUGUUAGUGGAGAAAUUGUCUUUGAAGGGACCUACAGCAGAUGAGCUUAAAAUACUGCCUCACGUGCUGUAUUGUGUGCCUGAUGCUGUAGAAUGUACAGAAAGGAUUUAUUAAUAGUGUGGAAGAUGUGUCUUGACCGAAAAAUGUCUUUGAAAUUCACCUGUCAUUCUGGGAACUAUACAGUAAGUCAUUAGGACAUCAAAAUCACUAGGUUUGGAGGGGUUUUUUAUUGGCAAAUGCUUUUAAAAGCAAGAAGAGUUUCUUAAGUUUCUGCACUUGCUUAAUGACAGGGCUGUGUUAUUUUCAGAUAGAUUGUACCUUUCUCCCAUGGUGCUAUUACUUCAGCAAGGCUUGACUUGCAACUUAAAUACAUGGGCAUUGGUUCCAUUAAAGCCAUGACAAACA
Molecule: messenger RNA, 2574 nt
Organism: Cyanistes caeruleus (blue tit)
Lineage: Eukaryota; Metazoa; Chordata; Aves; Passeriformes; Paridae
Source: RefSeq, a predicted model, not a curated record